Messenger RNA from Tachysurus vachellii, 4778 nucleotides. RefSeq names its product speckle type BTB/POZ protein like a (gene spopla). The transcript is spliced from 12 exons. Gene Ontology annotation, biological process: proteasome-mediated ubiquitin-dependent protein catabolic process; regulation of proteolysis. Lineage: Eukaryota; Metazoa; Chordata; Actinopteri; Siluriformes; Bagridae. Bases 297 to 1505 code for a protein of 402 amino acids. Gene Ontology annotation, molecular function: ubiquitin protein ligase binding. Gene Ontology annotation, cellular component: nucleus; cytoplasm. The record is from RefSeq and is a predicted model, not a curated record.
CGCUUCAACCUCAGUCUGUUUGGGAUGAAACUAGCUAACAUGCUAACUGACUGAUUAACGGAUUAAACACGGGAAUUUCGCAAAACAAAAGUUUUGACAACUCGUGGAUUUUUUAAAUAGUCUGCGCUGAAAUGAUGGGCAAGUCGGAGAAAGGUUGGGACGAAGGCAGAGUUCCAGGGAUGGUCCUGUAGACCUGGUCAUCAUUAGCAUGAGAGAGAAAGGUUUUCAUCAACUCAGGGUCAAGUGGUGAGAUUUCGCCAGCCGUGGGGCUUCGCGUCCAGACAGAGGAAGGUCAAAUGUCACGCGUCCUUACUCCUCCUCCUCCCCCUCCUCCUCCUCCUCCCCCUCCUUCUCAGGGAGAGAUGAGCAGCGGCCCUGUGGCCGAGAGCUGGUGCUACACACAGGUAAAAGUAGUGAAAUUUUCCUACAUGUGGACCAUUAAUAACUUCAGUUUCUGUCGAGAAGAGAUGGGUGAAGUACUGAAAAGCUCCACCUUCUCCUCAGGUCCCAGUGACAAGAUGAAAUGGUGCCUCAGAGUAAACCCAAAAGGACUCGAUGAUGAAAGUAAAGACUACCUGUCACUGUAUCUUCUCCUGGUGAGCUGUCCAAAAAGUGAAGUGCGUGCAAAGUUUAAGUUUUCUUUACUCAACGCUAAGCAAGAGGAGACUAAAGCUAUGGAAAGCCAAAGAGCCUAUCGAUUUGUUCAAGGCAAGGACUGGGGCUUCAAAAAGUUUAUUAGAAGAGAUUUUCUCCUUGAUGAAGCUAAUGGCCUUCUUCCAGACGACAAGCUCACUCUGUUCUGUGAGGUGAGUGUAGUGCAGGACUCUGUAAAUAUCUCAGGUCAGUCGAACACAAACGUGCUGAAAGUUCCUGAGUGCCAACUGUCAGAUGAUCUGGGAAACCUGUGGGAGUGUUCACGCUUCACUGACUGUACACUGUGUGUUGGGGGGCAGGAGUUCAAGGCCCACAAAUCCAUCCUGGCAGCGAGAUCUCCGGUGUUUAAUGCCAUGUUUGAGCACGAGAUGGAGGAGAGCAAGAAGAACCGGGUGGACAUCAGCGACGUCGAGCCAGAUGUCUUCAAAGAAAUGAUGGGGUUUAUAUACACGGGGAAAGCACCAAAUCUGGAGAAAAUGGCCGACAGUUUGUUGGCAGCAGCUGAUAAAUACGCUCUGGAGCGUUUAAAGGUGAUGUGUGAGGAGUCUCUGUGCAGCAGUCUGUGUGUGGAGAACGUAGCCGACACGCUCAUCCUCGCCGACCUGCACAGCGCCGAGCAGCUCAAAGCUCAAGCCAUCGAUUUUAUCAACAGGUGCAGCGUUCUCCGACAGCUGGGGUGCAAGGAUGGAAAAUACUGGAAUAGCAAUCACUCUGCAGAUAUAAUGGAGACUCCGGGCUGGAAGGCAAUGAUCCAGUCUCAUCCUCACUUAGUGGCCGAAGCUUUCCGCGCUCUCGCCUCGGCUCAGUGCCCUCCGUUCGGCCUGCCCAGGAAGAGGCUCAAACAGUUCUGAUCUCUCUCUCGCUCUCACUCUCUCUCUCUCCAUCUCUUUCUCUCUGUUUCAGCUCGGGGAAGGAAUUGAGACAACAUGAACUCGUACUGCUCUCACUGAUGCAUCGCUUCACUCUCACUCCUGAUUCUUUUUUUUUUCUCCCCAUCAUCUUUCUUCACUUUCUCUGUCUGUAUUAUUUCCUCAUCUCCCUCACCCUAUCCUCCCUUUUUUUAACCUCAGUUUGUCCUACUUUGCCUCUGUCUUCUCAUUUUAAAUUUAUCCAUUUAUCUCUCUCUCUCUCUCUCUCUCUCUCUCUCUCUCUCUCUUUUUCUUUUCUCGUUUUCAGUCUUAUCAGUCUCCUUUUCACUUUUCAUUCAUUUCUCUCCGGGCUGGAAGGCAAUGAUCCAGUCUCAUCCAAACUUAGUGGCCGAAGCUUUCCGUGCUCUCGCCUUGGCUCAGUGCCCUCCGUUCGGCCUGCCCAGGAAGAGGCUCAAACAGUUCUGAUCUCUCUCUCUCUCUCUCUCUCUCUCUGUCUCUCUCUCUCUCUCUCUCUCUCUCUCUCUCUCUCUCUCUCUCUCACUCACUCACUCACUUUCGUUUCUUUCCUUAAUCACUCUUUGUCUUUUCUUCUCUUUCAUUCUCACUUGAUUGCCUUUAAGGGUUACAGCCUUUCACUUCGGUUUAUUUUAUCCAUUUCCCUUAUCCUUUCUUAUUACACACACACACACACACACACACACACACACACCUUUUAACUUAUAUCAUGUGAUUUUUUUUUUCCCCAUCUCUCUCUCACACACACACACACACACACACACACAAAAACACUUUCUCUUUUUGGCACUUGGUCUAAAUCCAGAGAUGAGUGUGUGAGAGGAAAAGCUAUAACAAUUGUUAUAACUGUUCCCACACAAUAUGUUCGGUCUCAGAGCUUUAUUUUCCAAAUUUCUCGCCCUCUCUCUCUCGAUCUUUCUCUCUCUCAUCCUCCUCGUGCCUGCCUCAUCCCAAACAGUCCGUUUCUUCGUUCCGUUGAUCCACCUACUCCUCCUCCUCCUCACCUUUUGCACUAGUUCCCUGGGUCCAGCUGUUGUUUUGAUAUGAUGUGUAAAAGGUUUGUUUAAAACAGAUAACAUUCUGAUGUUAUAUAAAUGUUUGGCCCGUUUUCGUGACUAGACAUUUGAGAUGAUCAGUGAAACAGAUCAUGCCCCAUAUUGAUGGCACUAUUUCUAUGUAAAGGACUUGACUUAUAUUUGAAAUGUAAAUACUUUAAUGUUUUUUUUUUUUGAGGGGGACAUUGGAGAUGUGUAAAAGAGGUAUUAUCUGUGCUCCUCUACACUCGCGUUACUCAGACGUGACGUUACACUGUGAGAGAAACGAGGGCUAAAAGUUAUAGAUGAUGUACACGAGUGUAUCUUGAAGUAUUUUCAGCCAGGCUAUUGCUUUAAUUUGUUCUCCUCUUUCACUAAACCGGUCUUAAACUGAAUGAACAUUAAUAUGUAACCCAACACACAGUGGCGAUGAAACGUCACCAAUAUAGAAAUAUGAGUCGUCCGAUAAGUUCUGGCACCCUCCUUUAAAAUGGUUUUUAAAGUAAUAAUAAUACUUUUUUAUUGAUGUUGUUGUUGAUUAUGGGCGUGGCCUGUCCAGUGUUUUGUUUCUUUUUUUUUUUUUUUGUUUGUUUGUUUGUUUCAAUGGUACAAGUAGUAUCUAUAUACACAUCUCUAAUCAGUGGUUCGAUUUACAUGCUAACUGCUCGAUUUUGCUUCUUUCUUUCUCUCAUUUCAUAUCUAAUUUUCAUUGAACUGAGAAAGUAUCAGUUUAAAUGCUGAAGUAUUGGCUCACAACACAGCCGUUUUGUACACGUGUACUGGACCCGUAUCAUAGAGGAGACUCUAAAGAGAGUCCUCAGCACCUUUUAUCAUCAUUAGUUACUGUGCGUAUCUAAAAUCUUCCAGCAUUAUUUACUUUAUGUUCUUUUAAAGAACUCUGAUCAGUUUCCAGUGGAAUAAAAAUCGGUGUAUUAUUUGAUCAGCGUUGGAGUUUCCUUUAAUGAAGGCUACAAUAAUGAGCAUCCCCUCUCUCUCUCAGCCCGUAAGAACACACCUUUCUUGGCGUACACAUGCACUUUUUUUUUCGCCUCCAUACGGAUGAUGUUUUAUAUUAAUAUUCCUUUUUGUUUCAUGUAAUUUCAGUAAAAUAUAUCAUUUAUGUUAGUUAGCAUCAGUUCAUUUACAGGUUAUUUACAGCAUUUUAUGAGCUAACACUUUAAUGAGCGUUUUUUACGGUUUAUUUAGGGAUGAGCGAGUACAGCAUUAUCUGUAUCUGUUAACCAUAUGAAUUAUCUGUAUCUGUACUUGGAGUGGGUGGGGCCUAAUCCGGAAGUAGGGAUCUGGGGUCUGUCUUGAAAUGGGCGGGGCUUUAACCGGUAAUAAUUAAUUUGGUAAUAAAAAUAACCACGUCUGAACGAACCCACGUUUACCAGAACUCUACUGGUUAGUAAGUACGUAUUAUUAACGUUACAACCCGAAGUAAAAAGCUGAAGAAACCCUAAACGUUAACGGAAAAGACCCGCGAACCCGAGUGACUGAGGGAGAGACAGAGAGCUGUUCUGUGUGUGACUGUGAGUGAGCAGAGCGAGACACAGCAACACAAUACAUCUGUAUGUGUGUAGGGGAGGGGCGUUGUGACUAGCCUAUCACAGAACGCUGACACAAUCAGCUACCCAAUGAUGAUUUUCAUUCAAUCCGAGCACAGAUAUUGACUCGUAUUAAUCGUAUAAUACUCGUACUCGGCAGAAGUGCUUUAUCCGUACCGGAUACUCGUUUCAGCCGAGUAUCCGGCUCAUCUCUAGGUUUAUUGCCUGAAUAACAUCUUAAUGUCGAUGGGUUUAAGCCAGUAGUGUUUUAGCUCACACACCUCUAAUAAUAUUCACACGUCUCCUGGUUAAACCGUGCCAGAACUUCGAAUGAUUCAAGUUAUCCCGAGGAAGAUGAAAGCAGGCUUUAAGAAGCCAGAUCUCUAAAGUUUUCCUUCCUUCCUCUGAUCAGCCUCUCUUGUCCUUUACCAGUCAGAUUUCAGCUUCCUUUGUGUGAGAGCUCGUACUCCGAUCUCCACUGACUCACGCCGCUGAGAGUCGGACGCUGGCAUCAUCACACUGUGUGUUGGAGAGUUACGUCAUGUUGUUUUGGUAUAUUUCACUUGGAGGCAUCUGUAUGAUGUUUAAUGUUAUGUCGAUUGAUUUGUUCUGUUUAAGAACUGUUUGUGUUCUCAUUAAAAAAGUUUUUUCAGCAUAAA